GAUAAGAAAAGUAAACGCCCUACGGAAUACAACGAGGGCGAUUACGUCAGAGUAAGAAACGACAGGAUCAAGCCGGGAGAAAACGCAAAGCUCAAACCGAGCUAUAAAGGGCCUUACCAAAUAGCGAAAGUCCUCCCGAAUCAUAGAUACGUCGUGCAGGACAUACCAGGCUUUAACCACGGUCCCCGGCCACUAAACACCAUAAUGUCACCGGACCGGAUCAAACCGUGGGUGAAGCCGAAACUAUUUGGAUACGAAAUUGGUAAAUUGGAAGCAGCUUUGAAGCAACAUAAAUUGGAUAUCCGCUUCAAUGACUUUGACGCAUGGGGUCAUUUUCAAAUUUUGAUCGAGAUGGAUAAAACCAUAAAUGAUUCUUUUCCACCGCCACCACCACUGCCACCACUACUGCCACUGCCACCGCCACCACCACUGCCACCACCACUGCCACUGCCACCGCCACCACCACUGCCAUUGCCACCGCCACCACCACUGCCACCACCACUGCCACCACCACUGCCACUGCCACCGCCACCACCACUGCCACCACCACUGCCACUGCCACCGCAUCGUCGUCUCGAUCGACACAGGGCGCCGUCGUUGAUGAAGCCGGAUAUUAUGAGGCGAAACGGCAGCUGUUGCAGUUGA
Vollenhovia emeryi is the source of this 645-nucleotide messenger RNA. RefSeq names its product homeobox protein ESX1-like. The annotation marks the transcript as partial. The transcript has 4 exons. NCBI's taxonomy places the organism in Eukaryota, Metazoa, Arthropoda, Insecta, Hymenoptera, Formicidae. The record is from RefSeq and is a predicted model, not a curated record.